Molecule: messenger RNA, 4013 nt
Organism: Nematostella vectensis (starlet sea anemone)
Lineage: Eukaryota; Metazoa; Cnidaria; Anthozoa; Actiniaria; Edwardsiidae
Exons: 11
Coding region: 1331-3049 (572 amino acids)
Molecular function (GO): protein binding; lipid binding
Source: RefSeq, a predicted model, not a curated record
GCAAGCGUAUUACUAUCUCUUUGCUUUACGUGUUCGUAACAAUCUUCUAAUUAUCUUUCGGCUUGACAUUUGAGUGGCAUGAAAUAUUUAUCUUCAAAACAUCGAAACACGCACGCACAAGCGUACAGUUCUUUGAACAGUUCUUUGUUGUGGACUGUGUUUCGCUAAAAAAAAAACAAAGUAGUCCCCAUCCCUUGAAUUACCUACUCUUAUAAUAAAAUAAUGAGAAACUUCCGUCCCUUGCUCGGUUUCCGGGGGUAUUGUAUUGUAUUUGAGAUGGACGUCCAUUCAGCAAUUAAGUGAAUUACAAGCUAUCUUAAAGCCGAGCGGGGUAACCCAAGGUCAUAGGGGAUCAGGGGGUAGAAAUACAGUGAACAUAUAGGUUUUUGAAAUUUGUAUGAAAUUGCUUAUAAAUGACACUGAAACCAACACUGUGUAUGGCGUUGUUAGUGCCCUGGUGGAGUUUCGAGAAGUUUUCAUUGCUACUGUAUUUCUAACCCCUGGUCCCUGUACGGGCCCGCAAAUAAUCCCCGGCCCGCAAAUGACCCCCCAAAAAAGCACACGGUAGGCUCGCAAAUGACGCCCCAAAAACAACAUAGCAGGUCCGCAACUCUUGUUGUAAGCUAAUAUUGGAUUGGAUUCCGCAUUUGUUUUUCUAGAAUUCCCGUUUCAAGGUCGCUAAAAACACGCUAAGUCCCGCAGACAUUUAUCAUUAUAUUGGGUUAUUGUGAUAGAAAUGCAAUGGAUACAGAGAGUUUAGAGAAAAAAAAAACUUUUUUUCGAAUUGGCCGGCUAUUCGAACGGAUCCGUACCCCGACUAGAAAAUGCUAUUUUAAUAAUUCUUAUGUUUAUUCUAAUGUUGUUGUUAUUUCUUCAACUUUCAAUGUUCUACAGUGCUAUAGAAACAUAGCGCUUCAUAAAUUUCAAAUGGAUUUCGUUUGUAAUGUUUUGUUUUUCAUCGGUAGAGGAUUAGCCUGCUAGCCGGCUCUCCGGCUAGAAGGCUUUGGGCUAGUAGACGAUAGGAUUCCACAGGAAUCCCGAAUCUCCGGAGAGCCGGCUAGUAGAGAAAAGGAUUCCACAGGAAUCCCGAAUCUCCGGAGAGCCGGCUAGUAGAGGAUAGGAUUCUAGCUGGUGCGACACUUGAGAUUGCCGACUACAAUCGUCUCUCCCGCGUGAAGGACUAUAGGAUAAAGAUAGCUUAGCACUCCCCGGCAACAACAUUCUUAACGUAUUUCGAUAGGUUUGUACAGGUUUAACAGGAUUUUCCUAUUGUGUAUGGCCUUUUGCCAUACGAUUACAAAAGUCAUUAGAGCGCGAGGGAGCAAUUGUCAUGUUUGGUACUUUUCAAGUCACGAUGCCAAAGAAGCCCCAUAAGCCCCAAGAAAUCGUCCUCCAGCGUCUCCCAUCACUGGUAAAUCACCAAGAACUAUGCGCGAUAGGAAUGGAGCGCCGCGAGAUCCCCGAUGAAUGCAUCACGGCCUCGUCUUCUUCUCCACAUUCCGCACCAAUCUACGCGCGGCUGAACUGCAACGAAGGAGCCUGGAGUGCAAGCAGCGACUCGAAAGAUCAUUUUCUCCAGAUAGACCUCGGAGCUGUGUAUGACGUCACUUCUGUUGCUACCCAAGGGGAUGGAGAUAGGGGAGAUUACGUCACAGCUUAUAAGUUGAAGUAUUCUUUGGAUGGAGUGUCCUGGGAAUACUGUUUGGAAAUGGGAAAAAAGGACUCUCAGGUUUUUGAGGGUAAUAAAGAUUGCACAUCAGUUGUAAGGCGGGACCUGUCUCCACGCGUACAAGCAAAGUUUGUCCGAUUUUGUCCAGUCAAGUGGAUCCAGUCUCCGACCAUGCGAGUUGAAGUGUACGGGGUACCGUCUAGAAAUGUGACUUAUGAUACAACACUAAAGAUCACAGACAUCCACGGGAUGGGCAUACAAGGGUGCCCCACCCUACAGUUCAAAAUUCAGCUGUUUGGCGAGAAGGGUUUCACUCGUAGGAUCCCUCUAGAGAUUUCGGCUACCGUGGAGGACAGAGACACAGCCGAGGACAUGACAUACAAGCGGAAACUGAUAGCCGCCGAUGUGGGAUGGGUGAAACACAUCAAAAUGACGUAUGAGAAUGGCAAUGACGUCAGUACGGAUGACCGGCCCUCGCUUAUCCAAAGAAUCCGUCGCCUCUCGUCAUCCGGGGACUCCAGCUCGCUCAUCCAGCAGGAGUCUGGGUUUUUUGUGGACCAGUUGGAUGUGGAUAUUGGCGAAUCUGGCCAGCACUUCACUUUUCCCUGCAAGCAGUGGCUGGUGCAACGGAAUACCGCGUUUGAUGCAACACAUCGCCACAAGUCACGAAUCGCGAGCGCUACCUCAAAUAUUGCUAUAGACGACGAGGACUUCGAGCACUUGCUACAUCAGGAGAGGGAAGAUACAUCGGCAGAGGAAUGGAAAUCCAUCAAAGCUUCACAAGGAAUCAGGACAUGGCGACGGGAUCCAAAGAAAAUGGAAACAACCCCUCUCACCAAGACUACAUUUGACCUUGAAGGCAUUCCUUUUGACGACGCUAUCCAACUAAUAUCAAACUUGGAACUACGAAAGAAGUGGGACAUGACAUUCCAGAAAGUUAUUAUUCUCGAAGACGAGGGAGAUGCGCAUAUAUUGUACUGCUGUCUGAGGAUGCCUCGGUUAUUCCGCAUGUGCGAUCUCGUCAUCUCUACAAAGAACAAAAGAUACCAUGGUGAUGAGCCAUGUCACGUGACCGCGUGGUGUAGCACCAGUCAUAGUAGUGUGUCAGAGGAAGCAACAGCGACACUCAAGAGGUUGAAUGUUCGUCUAUCGGGGCUUGUGAUAAGACCUAAGGACGAUGGCUCCCAGUCCUCCAAAGUCACACUUCUUACGCGAAUGAAAAUAACCGAGGCAACUUCUUGGCCCCUGAAGAGUACGUACCUUAAUGGCCACCCCGCACAAUGGAUCAAACAAUUACACGAAUAUUACAGGGAACACGGUAUAGAAAAAGUCAAAGAGACGGAUCCCCUGAUGGAACAGAAUGAUGAUGAAGUGUUCUAAUGCAAACGAGGAAUCUUUCACAUUACUUCCAUUCAUGUGACAGGAGGUCUAGGAGGCGUUAUCAGUAUCUAGAAGAAUUUUAAAAAGAGAAUUGAAAAAUCUAACCGAUGAAUGGAUGAGAGGUGGCCACGCACAUUCGGAAACACCAUAUUAGGAAAACAAUGUAUCGAGCAAUAAAUUUUCCCGCCUAAUGGUUGUAGUUCCCGUAAAAUGGCGCGUUCGCCUGAUAACCAAAGCUUGUGAGUUCUCAGGAUUUUGGACACGUUUCAACAGUUUUGCUGGUUUCUGGUCUAGCUAUGUGCUUAUAUCAUUUGCCAUGUUUGGCCAUAGCGACGCCUGCCUAGAAACGCCUGCGGGGGAGGCUUGUUGUAGUGUAGUGUAUUGGCAGAUCUCGCCGCAUUAUCUAGUAUUUUUUAUUGGAUUAUUCAUCAUGUCACCUUUCUUCAAAAUUUCAAUUCUAGAAUAUAAAUAUAUCCUUCGGCAUGAUAUUGUGGAAAAGAAUACUUUCGAUAUCUUAAUUCGGCCGAAACUCCAACAAUAUAUUUACGGUCUUGUCUCCGUUUCUUUGACUACUCGAAUGGUCACAUCAUCAUCACUAUCCAAAAAUUUUGGCGGUGUUGUGUUUAGUGUUUCAACUACCCCUCCCGAUUGUGUAUAGAAAGAAGCGUUUGGAUUAAAAUAUCAUAACAUUUUAUUUUAUGCGUUAAAUCAUCAUAUUGUACAACAUUUAACAAAAUCUGUGACAUUCUUGUAAUAACACAAGUUAUAGUGUGUAAGAAGUUUUUAUAAUGUUGAUGUGUAAAUGGAUUUUAUCAUGGUUUUAACUAAUUAUCAUAGUAGAAAACCGCUCAGUUAAAUUUUUUUCUUAAAUUUGUAUAAAGUGUUUAAAUAAAAAUAUCAGAAAUAUCAAUAAAUAUGAUUAAUAUUUUACUUCUAUCAAAUAAAUAAACUAUAUGCCCGUACA